ACGCACUCCAUCCUUCCGCACACUCUGGUAACGCCCCCUCCUUCUUCCGGAUUUCCUAGCGUGACCGACGUUUCGUGUCUGUUUAGACUUAAAAAAUGCGUUACGUGGCCGCUUACCUCCUGGCUGUGCUCGGUGGAAACACCAGCCCCUCUGCAAAGGACAUCAAGGCCAUCUUGGGCAGCGUAGGAAUUGAGGCCGAUGACGAACGCUUGAACAAGGUCAUUAGUGAGCUGAAUGGAAAAGACAUCAAUGAAGUCAUGAACUCAGGCCUCUCAAAGUUAGCCUCUGUACCAGCAGGUGGUGCUGUGGCGGCUCCAGCCGCUGCUGCAGCUGGAGCCGGUGGAGCUGGGGCUGCGCCUGCUGCUGCGGAAGAGAAAAAGGAAGAGAAGAAAGAGGAAUCAGAAGAGUCAGAUGAAGAUAUGGGUUUUGGACUCUUUGAUUAAUCUGUCUUCUCCGUGUACAAAAAGCAAUAAAAAUGUAAAAGGUU
This is a messenger RNA of Toxotes jaculatrix (banded archerfish), 487 nucleotides long. It is a transcript of the gene rplp2a, whose product is annotated as ribosomal protein, large P2. Gene Ontology annotation, cellular component: ribosome; cytosolic large ribosomal subunit. Gene Ontology annotation, molecular function: structural constituent of ribosome. NCBI's taxonomy places the organism in Eukaryota, Metazoa, Chordata, Actinopteri, Toxotidae. The record is from RefSeq and is a predicted model, not a curated record. The transcript is spliced from 5 exons. Gene Ontology annotation, biological process: cytoplasmic translational elongation; translation. Bases 96 to 443 code for a protein of 115 amino acids.